CGGCCCAGCCUAGCCAACGGAAGCCGAGGCGAUGAAUUGCAGCCCUACAACUACCACUCGGCAGUCGCCUCUCAGCUCCGCCCCUCUACGACUCUGUUGACUGCUUAUAUUUCUCACUUCGCCGCUCUCCGUCUCUCGUCAUCCGUAGCCCGCAGGAGCCCAGCGGCAGCGCAGACGCAGGCGCGCAGCUCCUCAGCCACGCGAUUGGGCCCAAGCGAUGAUAUAUCAUAAUAUCAUUGGACGGUCUUGAUCUUUUCUUGCUGCUGCUCAGAGGAUCUGCCCUAAGGUGAUACAGACUUUUCGAGGAAGAAGGUCAUUUUCCUUUUUUUUUUUCUCUCUUGACGGAUUUUAAUCUGUAGAACCCUAUUAUUUUCUGUCAGUAAGUAGGGUUUUGGUUUAUUUUACGGUUCAUUGCUUGAAAUUUUUUUCUAAACUACUAGCGUCCAAAUUUGUCUUGCGCUUGGUGUUGGCGAAAAAAAGAGGAAAAGAAAUUGGGAGCUAUAUACAUUCUUUUUUUCAGCUUUUAUGCAAAUUUUGUUUAGGUUUUAAGCAAAUUUUGACCUGAUAUGCCAUUGAUUUUGCGUCUGGGAACACGAUUUCAGGGUUGCGAAUUCAAAAUUGGAGGUGUUUGGAUGAGAAUUCGUACAAUUUUGUAUUGAAAUUUGUUGAUAUUCACCAAUGACAAACUGGUAUUUCCAAAUUCAGUGUUACCAAAUGCAGCUCAAAUAAAUUUCACUCCAUUAGUAUUUUGAAUUGGAGUGGCAGAAAGAUAAAUGCUCAGUUUCCUUGUUUGGUUUUGUACUGUCCGGUUUCUCCAAAACCAAACAGGGCAAGGUAAAGCUUCAUAGGUACAUACUGAGUUCAGGUGAUGAGCAUUUCAGACACCACUAUAAGAUCCAGAUGAAUACGUAAGGCAGAUUUUGCUUAUGGUCAGAAUCAUAAGCAAAGACUUGCAAUAUUAUUUAUGGAGAACAAUUUAGGUUAAGUUCCACAGGUACAUUUUUCCAUUCCACUUGUCUAUGAUCGAUAGUUUUUCAAACUCCCCCCCCCCCUCAUUUGGUAUGCUUAAUGGACAUUCUUUUUUGAAUUUGAACUUGUUAUUUUGUGAUAGAUUUUCCCCUUUAUAAUUUUAUUAUUAUUUACUAUUUGUUGAUUCUGGGGCCUAUGCCUGGUGAAAUGGCAUCUCCAUUCAUUAUUUAUUAUUUUACUUCUUUGUUGGUUAUGGGUACUGCCUAGUGCAGUGGCAGAAGUCAUUAGCUAUCAAGCGCAAAUGUGUAUGUUCAAGACUUGAGAGUGGCAUUUCAUGCCUUGAAAAUGUUGAAAACUAGGCGGUAUCCAAACCACCUUUCCUAUGUACUUGCUUUUUUGGUGGAACUACCAUCCACUUUUGUAUUUUUUUUUUGUUAAAUAUUUUUCCAAGUUUCAAUGCUUUUAUGAAUUUUUUUUGUUGCAAAGAUAGUCUAUAUGUUUGGUUUGAGUGAUGAAAAUAUUCAGUUCAUUAUUUUUAUAUCAUUGCUUGUUUUGUAUAUUGGUGCAAAGUUGGUGCAUAUGAUGGCUUACACUUGAUCUCUGAACUUCAGGUAAGUUCACUUGUUGACAAGUUCACAUACUGAUGCUGUAGCUUUGUGCUUUUUGUUUUGAAAUAUAUAUAAAUAUCAUAUAAUCAUGUGUGUAUGUCUGUGUAUUUAUGUUAAGUAAUGACGAAACUUGAUUAAUUUAUAUUUAUAGAAUUGAUUUGUAUGCAGGUGGAAAGUGGGUGUGUGCUUAACUGCGUAUGUGUUUUAACUUAUGACAUAUUUGAUUUAUUAUAUUUAUUCAUUGUUUGUUUUGCAUGUUGGUGCAAAGUUUGUGCAUAUUUAUCUUUAUUCAUUGCUUGUUUUGUAUGUUGGUGCAAAGUUGGUGCAUAUGAUGGCUUACACUUGAUCUCUGAACUACAGGUAAGUAAACUUGUUGACAAGUUCACAUACUGAUGCUCUUGCUUUGCACUUUUCUUACUUGAAAUUCACGCACACACGCACACAAAAAGUCCUAAUAGCCCUGCUAAGGGUGGCGAAUAAGUCAAAUUAUUUGUUAAGAGUUUGGUGGCUUGAUUUGGUUUGUGCUUAAAAUGAGCUAUUCCCUAGUCUAACUUUGAGAUUUGUUUAUUUUAUUUUAUUUUUAUAGCAAGAGGUUGUUUAUUAAACAAGACGAGCAUGAACAAGCCUGGGUCUCAACACAUUUAGUGUCAAUGGCCCAUUUUUUAGCAUAGUUCAUUUUGUGCUUUUUAUAGGAUAGUUAGUUCAUUUUAGAUGACCAAAUAUGAGUGGGGGCAAAUAUAUGUUAUUUAAAAAAACCUACCAAAGGUGUGCAAAUGACUAUUCAUGUAUAGCUUGCCAUUUGGCGAUUCCCAAGCCUAACUUUUAGGUUUGUGGCUUGUUUAAUCAUCUGGUUGCUAAAAUAAGCUAUUCCCAAGCCUAACUUUGAGGUUUGUUUAUUUUUUUGAUAGCAUGAAGUUGUUUAUUAAACAAGAUAAGCAUGAACAAGCCUGGGGCUCAACUCAUAGGCUCAUGAAUGGCCUAUUCAUUGGCGAAGUUCAUUAUGUGCUUUUUAUAAACUCCAUUUUGGCCCAUUUAGAAGCUCAUUAGUGGGUUGAUUUUAGAGGACCAAAUAGGAGUGGGGGCAAAUAUGUUAUUUGAAAUCUACCUAAGGUGCAAAUGCCUGUUCAUGAAGAGCUCUUGUCAUUUGUCUUGUGUAUGUUUGUGAACAGUCUGAUUUAGGCGCUUGUCUUAUAAUGUAUAUGUGUGAGUGCAUGCAUGUUCUUUUGUUUCCAUUAUGGGAUGCUUUUUGUGAUGUUUUCUAAAGCACUAUAAAGUUUUUUAAACAUCAUCUAAGGGACAUCUGAUUAGCAUGUGUUUUUCAUAUUCAUAAGUAUUUUAAACGUGUGGGAGUAACAGGAAAUUUGAACCUCCAGGUUUUUAAAACAGCCCCUCUAGUUUGCAUCAAACUGAACAACUUGUCAUGUAUAGUGUGGAUAAAUCAUAGGCUUGACCAUUAAUUAACAUUCAUUGGAUGCACUUUUUUUUUUUGCCUUCUUUAAUUACAUUUAAGUUCGCUAUUUUGGUUUGGCUUUUGGAAGUCGCACACUUAUCAAAAGCCUCAAUGUUUUUGGCUUAAAUGACUAUGCAGAUUGAAAAAUGUUUUCCAGUAAGGAAUCAUGUUAUGCUGGUCCACAGAAAUUUGAAAACACUCUCUUCAUAUUAUUUUUAAAAAAUCAAUAGGGAUAGUUCUGAUUUCAAGAAUUGCAUUCAUGCAAGCUGGGGGUGAUGCCUAGCUAACAAGACAAAGUGAGAACUGGCUUUGGCAAUACCAUAAGUUUUUAAUGCCUUAGAAGAGCAGCUAAUUUACAUAUUCAAGGCUGUAUGUAUGUGCAUGCAUAAAUUGUAAUUUUAAUGAAGCAAAUUUUUUUCUUUGUUAUACAUUGUUAUUUUCUUCUUUCAUUUAUUUGAGUAUUCUUUUCUUAUACUUCUAUUUUUGUUUUCGUCUAAAUUUAAAAAGUUGCUUUUUUAGUUCAAAUUUUGAUAGAUUUUUUUUACAUAAUUUAGGCUUAAUUUCAUUUUUUUUUUUUUUUUUUGUGUUUGGUGCCAAGUCUGUCAUGGCUCACACUUGAUCUCCAUACCCAGGUAAGUCCGUCAGUUAACAAGCGUGUACAUAGAUGAAAUGCCUGUGCAAUGUUCAUUACUUUAUUUGCUCUUCCGAGAAAUAUCCUGCAUUCUCUUUUUGGGGAACACCUGAUUUCUGCAUUUCUGUAUCUAGCAAGGAUCCAAUUUGAGGGCAUAGAGUCCAUGAUUGUUUCCAUUGUGCAAUAUCCAGCAACAGCAAUUCGAAUUUCUCUACCCCAGGCAUUCAGCCUAUCAACAUGUGGACGGAAAUUUUCUAAUGCUAGCAGGAUGAUGUUCAUGGUGCAGUUUGGUACCAGAGUUUACUGCAGGAAACUACCCAAAAAUCUUUGCCAUCCUCAACAGAGCAAGCUUCCCCCAGAUCCUGGGGUCAAUAUAUUCUUGAAAAAUAGAGGCACUAGUAUUGACCCAACCGCAACAGAUUUAGUUGGUACUGAAAGUCUUGAUUUAGUUGAUGGAUGUCUCGAUGGUUAUGAAGAGGAAGAGGAAGAAGAGGAAGAGGAUGAUGGAAAAAAGGAAGAUAAUGUCUGGGAAUCGGACGAAAUUGAUGCAAUUUCAUCCCUUUUUCAAGGGAGAGUACCUCAAAAACCUGGAAAAUUGAGUAGAGUAAGGCCUCUUCCACUAUCACUGCCUCACAAGCUUCGACCAGUAGGACUUCCUACAUCAAAGAGACGUGUGAGAGUGGCUUCUUCAUCAGCAUUCUGUUUAGGGGCAUCUCUUUCGAAGAAACUUUACAAAAAUCCAGAUUUUCUUAUUGGUCUAGCCCGAGAGAUUAGAAGCCUUCCUGAGGAACAAGAUGUGUCUAAAUUUCUCAACAAAUGGGUUCAUGUCCUGCAAAAGGGAUCCUUGUCAUUAACAAUUCGGGAAUUGGGUCACAUGGGUCUUCCUGAGCGAGCUCUGCAGACCUUCUGUUGGGUGCAGAAGCAACCCCAGCUCUUCCCAGAUGACAGGGUACUUGCUUCAACUGUUGAGGUUCUGGCAGGGACGCGUCACUUAAAGUUGCCAUUCAACCUGGCCAGGGUGGCUAGUUUGGCCAGUGGAAGCGUAAUAGAGGCAAUGGUGAGGGGCUUCAUCAGAGGGAGAAACUUGAAUCUUGCUUGGAAGCUUCUAAUGAUUGCCAAGGAUGGUAAUAAAAUGUUGGACUCCAGCAUUUAUGCUAAGCUAAUAUUAGAACUUGGAAAGAACCCAGAUAAACAAAUGCUUGUACUGUCCUUGCUUGAUGAGCUUGGGGAAAGAGAAGAUUUGCAAUUGAGCCAGCAAGACUGUACGUCUGUGAUGAAAGUUUGCGCAAGGCUUGGGAGAUAUAACGUUGUGGAGAGUCUUUUCAACUGGUAUAAACAAUCUGGGCACAAUCCAAGCGUGGUUAUGUACACUAAUGUCAUUCAGAGUCGCUAUCUUGAGAGAAAAUAUCGGGAGGCACUGGCGUUGGUUUGGGAAAUGGAGGCUUUGAACUAUCUCUUUGAUCUUCCAGCCUAUCGUGUGGUUAUAAAGCUUUUUGUUGCUCUGAAUGAUCUGCCUAGGACCGUGAGGUAUUUCUCAAAACUUAAGGAAGCAGGUUUCUCUCCAACCUACGACAUAUACAGGGAUGUGAUCAAAAUUUACAUGGUUUCGGGAAGGUUGGCAAAGUGCAAGGAAGUUUGCAAGGAGGUAGAGGCAGCAGGUUUCAAGUUGGAGAAACAGUUAAGAGUUGGAAUUAUUGAGACUUGAAAGAGAGGUCAAGUGAGGAACAGGAACUCGAAAUUCAGGCAUUUGUUCUUUUCUCUCUAGGGGAAUUAGCUCAAAUCUCUUCAUUCAUUCUUUGGUUGGUUUCAGGUAUUCCUCCGCUCUUACCAUGUUAAUAUUCUCAAAUUUUUCAUAAUUUUGGAUUCCCCGAACUCUGUGAAAAAUAUAGGAUAACCUUUGUAAUUUAUUGUAUUGUAUAAUGAGAUUGUAGUUGGCUCC
Messenger RNA from Malania oleifera, 5597 nucleotides. Its product is annotated as pentatricopeptide repeat-containing protein At2g01860. Gene Ontology annotation, molecular function: protein binding. The coding region runs from base 3708 to 5363 and encodes 551 amino acids. The transcript is spliced from 2 exons. Lineage: Eukaryota; Viridiplantae; Streptophyta; Magnoliopsida; Santalales; Ximeniaceae. The record is from RefSeq and is a predicted model, not a curated record.